Penicillium mononematosum is the source of this 7446-nucleotide messenger RNA. RefSeq names its product type I polyketide synthase. The record is from RefSeq and is a predicted model, not a curated record. Gene Ontology annotation, biological process: secondary metabolite biosynthetic process; fatty acid biosynthetic process. Gene Ontology annotation, molecular function: fatty acid synthase activity; phosphopantetheine binding; 3-oxoacyl-[acyl-carrier-protein] synthase activity. Bases 1 to 7446 code for a protein of 2481 amino acids. The transcript has 8 exons. Lineage: Eukaryota; Fungi; Ascomycota; Eurotiomycetes; Eurotiales; Aspergillaceae.
AUGGCACCCUGUCCGAAUGAACCUAUUGCUAUUAUCGGCAGCGGCUGUCGCUUUCCAGGAAAUGCGAGUAGUGCCUCUCGUCUCUGGGAGCUGCUUCAAGACCCCCGGGACUGUCUGACUGAGAUCCCGAAAGACCGAUUCAACUGGGAAGGCUACCACUACGCAAAUGGACCACACCACGGUAGCAACAUAACCAAGUAUAGCCACUUCUUGGAGGAAGAUAUCCGCAAAUUCGACCCACAAUUCUUCAACAUCCAACCAGCAGAGGCAGAGGCGAUUGACCCCCAGCAACGAUUGCUCCUGGAGACCGUCUAUGAGGGACUGGAGUCUGCUGGUCUGACGCUUGAAAGCCUCCAGGGUUCCUCAACAGCCGUGUAUGUAGGGCUGAUGAGCUGCGACUAUACUGAUGUGGUGCAGGGUGAUAUCGACUGCAUACCGAAGUAUGCGGGCACCGGUAUCUCACGCAGCAUUCAUUCAAACCGCAUCUCCUACUUUUUUGACUGGCACGGGCCGUCUGUGACUAUUGACACUGCUUGCUCCUCUAGCAUGGUAGCUCUUCAUCUCGCUGUGCAGUCGCUCCGAAGUGGAGAGUCAUCGGUGGCUGUCGCUUGUGGUGCAAGUUUGAUUAUCUCACCCCCAAACUAUCUCAUUCUCAGUCACUUGAAAAUGAUUUGUCCCGACGGCCGUGCGAAGAUGUGGGAUGCGAGUGCAAAUGGAUACGCCCGAGGCGAAGGUGUUGGCGCCAUUGUGCUAAAAACGUUAAGCGCAGCAAUCGCAGACGGCGAUCCAAUUGACUGUAUUGUCCGCGAAACCGGCAUCAACCAGGACGGCCGCACGCGCGGUAUCACCAUGCCCAGCAGCGCAGCCCAGGCGGACCUGAUUCGAAAGACAUACCAGCGGGCCGGACUGGAUGUCUCUAAACGAGAGGAUAGACCUCAAUAUUUCGAAGCUCAUGGGACUGGGACAAAGGCCGGGGAUCCUAGGGAGGCUGAGGCGGUGCAUAAUGCCUUUUUUGGGGGACGGGAGGAGGGCCUUGGCGAGGAUGAUGCUAUCCAUAUUGGAUCUAUCAAGACUGUCAUCGGUCACACCGAGGGUACUGCUGGUCUUGCGGGCUUGCUCAAAGCGGCUCUCGCGAUUAAAUACGGCUAUAUUCCGCCAAACAUGCUGUUUGAUCACCUGAGCCCGGCGGUAGCACCUUAUGCAAAGCAUCUUCGCCUAGCUACAGCCCUGACGCCAUGGCCCGUCCUCGACAAGAGUGUACCAAGACGGGUAAGUGUUAAUAGUUUUGGCUUUGGCGGUGCAAACGGACACGCUAUCUUGGAAAGUUAUGAAGACACGAGACCAGUCCACGCGGAGCCUGGCGAGCAAACAUCAACAGUGACGACGCCAUUUGUCUUCUCAGCUCAAUCGGAGCGGACCCUCGUGUCAAUACUGCAGAACUUUUCCGAGUAUCUCAAGUCUGGUACCGAUGUAGACCUGCGCAGUCUCGCUUCCACUCUGCAAUACAAACGGUCAACCUUCAGCGUGCGAACAGCAAUCACGGCACUUAGUACCGACGACCUUCUAUCUAAGCUGAGCAUCAAGCUGUCAACAACGGAAAACCCGGUCGGUGUCAAGCCAUCCCUCAAACAUGAUGGACGAAUCCUCGGUGUUUUCACAGGACAAGGCGCACAGUGGGCGGGUAUGGGCCAGGAGCUGCUCCGAGCCUCCCCCAGAGCCCGUGAGAUAGUGCAAUCCCUGGAUAAUUCAUUAGCAACCCUUCCACGAGAGAAUGAUCGUCCAUCAUGGACAGUUGAAGAAGAGCUCGCGAAAUCGCCGGAGAACAGCCGCAUUGGGGAACCAGCUAUCUCCCAGCCCCUUUGUACUGCCGUCCAAAUCUUACUUGUCGACAUGUUACAGAGUGCUGGCAUCCGCUUCCAUACCGUCGUGGGACACUCGUCCGGUGAAAUUGGCGCUGCAUACGCUGCCGGCCUCGUCACAGCAUCUGAUGCCAUCCGUAUCGCUUACUAUCGCGGUGUUUAUACGAAGCUCGCAGGUGGGAAAGAGGGACAACGGGGAGCAACCAUGGCAGUUGGGCUAUCACCAGAUGGGGCCCGUGAACUAUGCGAAGAUCCCGGUUUCCAUGGGCGUAUUUCGGUCGCUGCGUAUAACUCUUCGACAAGCGUGACCAUCUCUGGGGACGAUGAUGCCAUUAACGAGGCGAGGCUGCAUUUGGAUGAGCAUAACAAGUUUGUCCGGGUGCUGAAAGAAGAUAUGGCUUACCACUCACAUCAUAUGCUACCCUGCGCACAACCCUACCUAGACGCAUUGCGGUCGUGCGGUAUUCGCCCAGUGUCGCCCGAAGGUCCUUCGCCCGUUUGGCUUUCCAGUGUCUAUCCGGGCGAAGCAAUGUCAGAGGCUUGCGCUGGGCUCUCCGGCGAAUACUGGCGCUGGAGGCUGCGCUCACCACACGAGAGGGGGGGAUUUGAUGCAGGACUCGAAGUCGGCCCACACUCUGCCCUUCAAUCGCCAGUUCUGCAAACAAUCCAGGACAUAAGUGAGGCCAAACUCCCUUACAGCGGAGUCCUUUCGCGGAGGAAGAACGACCUCACUAUAUUUGCGGAGGCAUUGGGGAUGUUGUGGACUUACUGCGGGCGCGGCACAGUCGACUUUGCCGGCUAUGACCGGACGUUCUUCUCCAACGCAAGCAAGGUAUCCUUUGUACGGGAUAUCCCAACCUAUCCGUGGGACCAUGAACGAUCAUAUUGGUUCGAAUGUCGUAAGGAAAGGGCAGGGCGCAACCGACCUGGGCCAGUGCAUAGUCUACUCGGUGUUCCCUACGGCGAUGCCACGGAUACGGAGGUAACAUGGCGAAAUUUCCUUAUUCCGAAGGAGAUCCCAUGGCUCUCCGACCACCGUCUACAAGGUCGGGCGGUGCUUCCCGGUGCGGCAUAUGUGGUGAUGGCGUGCGAGGCGGCAUUAUUGAAGGCGCAAGCUGAGGAGGUACGGCUUAUCGAAGUCUGCGACUUGGCCAUUCAUCGGGCCAUCUCGUUCAGCGAUGAGACUACGGGCGCCGAGGUGGUUUUAACCUUGUCAGAUAUUGAACGGACACUGACACACAGCGGUUCAGGCGAUGAAAUCUUCAAUGCGAACUGGACAGUGCAAUCUCCGGCGAGCGAGGAGACAGACAAAUUGAGUCGAAUUGCUAGUGGAUCUGUUUCAUUGCACUUAGGAUUAUCAGAGGCCAGCGUGCUUCCCGGCCGCGCUCUUGAUGAUGUCCUGCCAAAUAUGAUUUCUGUCGACGUCGAUGAAUUCUACAGCACACUCUAUGAGUUAGGGUACGGAUAUACUGGGGCUUUCCGGUCUAUUUCCCGACUGGAGCGUAAAAUGGGGCACUCGUAUGGUUGUUUUCAGCCUCAAAUAUCGCCCGAGAAUUCGAUCGUGCAUCCUGCAUUGUUGGACGUCGCAUUCCAGGCCUUGUCUGCGGCCGCUAGCCACCCCGGCGAUGGAAGUCUCUGGAGUCUACAUGUACCGACCGGCAUUCGCACGGUCAGGAUCAAUCCAUACCAUUCCCACCAGUCUGAAAUAUUGUCGUUUUAUGGGAAUGUCCCCAAUUCUUCAGAGGCCGGAGACGUCACCAUAUACACCGAUGCAGGAGACGCUUUUGUCCAAAUUGAAUCUGUCUCAACGGUGCCCUUCAAAAAGGCUACUGAAGCGGACGAUCGCAACAUUUUCUCUGAAGAGGUUUGGGCACCGGCAGACCCUGAUGCGAGUUCCAGGGUCGUGCCACGGCCGACGAAAAUGGAGCAUGCCCGUGCGUGUGAACGAGCGGCCCACUUCUACUUGAAGAAUCUCAGGUCUGAGGUAUCGGCUCUGCAAGAGUGCAACACCGCGUUGCAUCACCAACAACUACUAGCUUGGGCUAGUCACCUGGUUUCGGAGGUGGCCAGUGGCAAGCGACGACAUUGCGAGGCCGACUGGGCAAACGACACGGAGGAAGAAAUACAACGGAUAUUUAACAGAUACCCCGACAAUAUUGACUUAAAACUCAUCAAAUCCAUGGGACAAGCUUAUCCAUCUAUCGUUCGGGGAGAGUCAAAUCCCAUAGAGCAUCUCACCAAGGACGAUAUGCUGGACAAAUUGUACGCCGAAGGACUUGGGUUCUCCGUGGCUAACACCUGGGCUGCUCGUCUUAUCAAGCAAAUCUCCCAUCGGUAUCCUCAGAUGAAUAUUAUUGACAUUGGGGCCGGGACUGGAGGGACAACUAAGAUGAUACUCGACCAUCUUGGCUCUGCCUUCAAAUCCUAUACAUACACUGAUACCUCGAAAGCUUUCUCCGACCAGGCCCAGGAGAUGUUCAGCCCUUAUACUAACAGAAUGGUCUUCAAACCCUUCGAUAUGGAGAAAGAAGCAAACAGCCAGGGGUACGAGGAGCACUCGUAUGACGUUAUCGUCGCUUUGAACGUCCUCCACGCUGCCAAGGACAUUGAGAAAGCCCUACAAAAUGUCCGUGGGUACUUGCUGCUCCUUGAACUGACAGACCAGGAGCCCAGCCGGAUCGGGUUCCUGAUGGGCGGGCUCCCUGGCUGGUGGCAUAGCCAGGGAGGAAACAGGAAGUGGGCGCCAACAUUAUCAACGGCCCAGUGGCAUUCUUUGCUGCAAAAAACAGGGUAUUCAGGACUUGACACGGUUGCCAUGUCCCAGGAUGGACUUGCCAAUCCCUUUUCAGUUUCAGUCACACAGGCAGUUGAUGGCCGUGUUGCCUUCCUUCGACAGCCCCUUUUUUCGAGGACUACACUGGAUGCAGAAAUGGAAGAUCUUCUCAUUGUCGGCGGAGCAACGCUCGAGACUGCCAGGCUGUCCACAGAUGUCCAAUGCAUGGUUGGCCAGCGUUUCCGUACGAUAACAGCCAUCGAGACACUGGAGGAAGUGAAUGACUUCUUUGGAGAUGACAACCUACCGACCACAAUCCUUGUCCUGACCGAAUUGGAGAUCUCCAUUUUCAAGGAGAUGUCUGCCAGUCGACUACAGGCCGUGAAGAUGCUCUUCGCAAAUUAUCACAAUUUACUCUGGGUCACUCGUGGUUGCAAGAACACAGAACCCUACAACAAUAUGAUAAUUGGGCUAGGCCGCUCUGCCAGCAAUGAGCGAAAGGAACUUCGACUGCAGUUCCUCGACGUCGAAGAUGGCUCUGCUACGGUGGCGCUGGACGGUCGGCGUCUCUCUGAGAUGCUCUUGCGUCUCCGUUUCACACAAAUUUGGGAACGUGAAGGCACUCUUGACCAGAUCCUGUGGACGACCGAGCCUGAAUAUUGUACGAGCAAAGAUGGUCGUCUGUUGAUUCCACGCAUAUGCCAACAGGAAGCCCAGAACAGCCGAUAUAACUCCAAGCAACGACAGAUAUCGUACGAGGUUUCACCGACCACAGACAUGGUCUCUAUCGCUUACUCGGAGUCGUCAUCCAGAGGUUUCAGACUUGUGACGGAAGCUCCCUCCAGCACUAACUUGUCGUCAGAGCACUCUGUAUCUAUAUGCGUGUUGUACUCCGGUCUCUCGGCGCUCAGGCUAGUGGGCGGGCAGUAUCUCUUCCCUAUCAUCGGCAGGUGUAUGGAUACCAAUGAGACUGUCUUCGCUCUUUCGACGUCAAAUUCGUCGCUUGCUGUUAUCCCACAGGAGUAUGUUGUCUCCGUCACGGUGGUAUCUGGACAAGAAAAAGCCCUACUUCUUCGACUAGUCUGGGAGCUAAUUGCCCACACCAUCAUCUCGACUGCCACCAAAGGUGAAACCAUCUUGACUCUGGGAGUUGAAACAGAGCUUCUCGAGAUCCUACGGUCUCACGCCGAUAAGCAGGGCAUAUCCGUAUUUACCGUCACCGAUGACCCGCGGUUGAAGGAAGAUGCCCGGUCCAUUUUCAUCCACCCUCUGGGAUUCAAAAACGUGCUGAGAGCCAAAUUACCCUCUAGCAUGUCAGCAUUCCUGAAUCUAUCCUCUUCAGGACCCACUCAGGAUAACUUGCAUAAGCGUCUGACCUCCGCUCUUCCGAAAUUCUGCCAAGUUCACACUGCAGCUACCUUGUUGUCACCAACCUCCUUCUCUAGGGCCUAUCUUCAUGGUGCGUUACUGCACGAUCUGAUUGCUGGAGUACCACCCGAUGCAUAUCAAACACUUUCCGGGCCUCACGCGGACAGGCUCACGCGCACCAUCAGACAAGUUCCCCAUCUCAGCCGAGAAGACGAAGAAGCAUUUACAAUCGUCGACUGGGGUGCUGAUAAUACCGUCCCCGUCGAUAUCUCACCUGUGGAUCAUGGAAUCUCAUUCCCCGCAGACAAGACGUAUCUCCUUGUUGGGCUGACCGGAGAUCUCGGACAGUCGCUGUGCGAAUGGUUCGUCCAGAAGGGAGCCAGGCAUCUUGUUUUGACCAGCCGGAAUCCCAAAGUUGGGCACAAAUGGCUCGAUAUCAUGAAGGCUGCAGGUGCAACAAUCAAGGUCCGUGCAAUGGAUGUUACAAAUAAGGCAUCAGUACGGGCCGUCUACGAGGAGGUCUAUCAGACCCUCCCACCCAUUGUGGGCGUGGCAAAUGCGGCCAUGGUCAUGCAAGAUAUCAUGUUGUCGAACAUGGAGGUUGACGAUCUACUAACAGUAAUGAAGCCCAAGGUGGACGGUAGUCGGUACCUUCACGAAGUGUUUGGCGACAAUCAUCCACUCGACUUCUUCAUUUUGUUUUCCUCGCUUAGUUUGGUGGUUGGUAGCAGUGGACAGAGCAACUACGCUGCGGCCAAUGGCUACAUGGCCUCCUUGGUGGGUCAGAGAAGGGCGCAAGGCCUGGCUGGGUCAGUCAUGCAUAUUGGCGCCAUUAUUGGAGCCGGAUACAUCACGCGCACUGGCCAGCUCAAAACUGGAGCUUUGAACGCAUUGGGAGCCUACCCUCUCUCGGUUGCGGACUUCCAUCAGCUCUUUGGGGAAGCCGUACUAGCUAGUCCUCCUCACUCGGGGCGCAAGCCAGACAUUGUUACUGGCCUCCGGACGAUCAACCCAGAGGUCGACGAUCGCGUGCUCUGGCGAUCAAACCCCAAAUUUUGCCACUUAUGGAAGGUUGAAGAAGAAGAAGAGAUGCAGACCAACGGUGGUGCAAAACGAUCCAUAGUGUCUGUCAAGGUCCAGCUGGCCGAAGCGACAAGCAAAGCACAGGCCAGGAAAAUCAUCCAAGAAUGCUUCUCUGCCCGCUUGGUUGUUCUGUUGCAACUCAAUGCGGGUGAUAUGGACGACAAUGUCGCUAUUGUUAAGCUAGGAGUGGAUUCUCUUGUUGCAGUCGAGGCGCGAUCUUGGUUCAUAAAACAGUUGAACGUCGAUAUCUCCGUUCUGCGUAUUCUGAGUGGUGCGUGUGUGAUCGACCUUGUGGAGGAUACGCUGGAACUCAUUGGACCGGAGCUGCUUCCUAAGAUCAAGUCCGACGGACAACAGGCCUAG